This is a messenger RNA of Ylistrum balloti, 2020 nucleotides long. RefSeq names its product signal recognition particle 14 kDa protein-like. The coding region runs from base 16 to 345 and encodes 109 amino acids. The transcript is spliced from 5 exons. NCBI's taxonomy places the organism in Eukaryota, Metazoa, Mollusca, Bivalvia, Pectinida, Pectinidae. Gene Ontology annotation, cellular component: signal recognition particle, endoplasmic reticulum targeting. The record is from RefSeq and is a predicted model, not a curated record. Gene Ontology annotation, molecular function: 7S RNA binding; endoplasmic reticulum signal sequence receptor activity. Gene Ontology annotation, biological process: SRP-dependent cotranslational protein targeting to membrane.
UACGUGGAAGGCAACAUGGUGCUUCUUGAAAAUGAUGCGUUUCUCAGCGAACUCACACGUUUAUUUCAGAAAGGCCGUUCAUCUGGGUCGGUUAUGCUGACGAUGAAAAGAUAUGAUGGCAGAACUAAACCAGAGCCCAGAAAAGGGAAGCUCCCUGAACCCAGCGAAUAUAAAUGUCUGAUCCGGGCAAACUUAGGAAACAAGAAAAUCACAACAGUGGUAAAUCCAAAAGACGUAAACAAAUUCCAUAUGGCUUAUACCAAUGUACUAAAGGGAAAUAUGGAUGGACUGAAGAAAAAAGACAAAAAGUCUGCAGCCAAGGGAAAGGCGAAGGCAACACAGUGACCUAAUAUAAAUUAUUCGCAAUUAGUCAGAAAAGUCAGACUCUUAACUCUUGUUUGUAUAAGGAAUCCCAGACUCAGAAAUACCCUGAUGAAAUGGUAGUUCCAGUUGGUUAUAUGAAAGGAUAGCCAGUUUUACCAACUGAUACAACCAGGAAAUCCUUAUGCGCUCCAGGUCAUCUUUCUGUGAGAGCGUGGGAUCAUUUGAUGACUUAAGUGGCUACACUAGUGUUAGGUGAGAAAAGCCAUGAGCAUGAAACUGACCAUUUAAGGGCUUUUGUAGUACAUUUAACACCACGUCAAUAUUAAAUAUAUUCACCAAAAAUAAUUUGAUGGCUUUGAAAGCAUAAUACAUGCAAGGAAAGCCCCAAAUAUGAUGGUCCAGAAUUGAAGUGAUUAUGUUUUGAACCCAGCAUUGACCUCUUCUCUGAAAGGAAUCAGAGAUCUUAAUUUAUGUAUAAGUCUGAGACAAGACAUAAUGGUCUGUUACACUGGUAAUAGUUUAAAAUGUGUGUAAGAGAAGAGCACAGAUAAAUGUUAUGAGAAAAUUGUUUAUUUGUGUAUAUGGAGUUUAAAUGAAUGUAAGAUGUUUAUAUGAAGUGCUAUAUGGUGUGUGAAUGAUUUAGAGAAAUUGGCGACAUACAUGUAGUAUGGGUUGUGAAUUUUCUCUUUUGUAUUUUGAUAAAUUGAUUUCUUGUUGAUUAUCCGUAUUAAAUAUCUUCUAUUCAUGAGUAGCUUUUCUUUGAACCUUUAUGUGAUUUUUGGGCAUCAUUUUUAUUUGAUAAGAGGUAUGUCUAUUACCCAGAUCUUCACUACCAGUCCACAAAAAUGUCUCCAUUACUUCCCAGUCUUAAAUGUACAGUACAUGUUUUUUAAUUUAAAAGAUUCGGAAAAGAGUUGGAAUAGAUGAUAGACAUUGGUUAGAGUCUUUCUUAACCAUAAGGAAAACACUGUCAUCAAGAUCAUACACUUUGGAAUUCAUGUUUAUAGAAUUGUAUCUUGACUAAAUCUCAAUUCCUCAAGCUAGCAAGGAAUUACAUUUUUUUUUCUUGACAGCAAUCUUUACAUAGAAUAAUUUCCUGGCCAUUUAAUUCCAAAACAGAAUUUUUUACUUUGGAAAUAGAUAUUAUAUUUGAACAUUAGAUACAUAAAAAGUUUUAUCUCAAUGAAAGAUUGCACUUUUUUGAAUUCUCAAGAAAUAUUUGUCUUCUGAAAUUUGUCAAUAGUGUGUUAAUGUAUAUAUUAACAUAGUUACUAUAUUGGAAAGUGAUGAUGAACGAACAUGUGUGCUUUAUCAAAGGCUGUUGGCAUAGCGGAAUAUUGUGAAGUUGUCAAUUUAUACAGCUACAUGAAGUGGUUAGUUUAACAGAUGAAUGGAUUAGUGAGACGCUGUCCAUUUAUACAGCUACAUGAAGUGGUUAGUUUAACAGAUGAAUAGAUUAGAGAGACGCUGUCCAUUUAUACAGCUACAUGAAGUGGUUAGUUUGACAGAUUAAUAGAUCAGAGGAACGCUGUCCAUUUAUACAGCUACGUAGAGUGAUAUAUUUGACAGAUGAAUGGGUGAGAGAGAUGCUGUCCAUAUACAGCUACAUUGAAUGAUGAAACAACUCUUUGUUUUAUUUAACCUUUUUGUAACAUGGUGAGAGAAACUUUAUGAUAAAAUAAAUAUAAUCAAAUUA